AUGGGGUCCAAAGACAAAUCCGGCUUCAAGGUCGUCAUUGCCGGCGGCAGCAUCACCGGCCUAACGUUGGCCAACAUGCUUCAAUUGCACGGCAUUGAUUUUGUGGUGCUUGAGGCAUGGCACGAAAUGACACCUCAGGUGGGAGCCAGUAUUUGUAUGCUACCUCACGGCAAUAGGAUCCUAGAUCAACUUGGUCUGUAUGAGAAAGUCCUAGAAUUAUGUCCACCACUAGACUCAAUGCACUUCCGUGAUCAUACUGGCAACAUCAUUCACGAAUUCAAAGGCAUGAAAGGGUCUAUGCAUGAAAGACACGGGUAUCCAAUCACAUUCCUCGACAGACAAAUGGUACUCAAGGUCCUGUAUGAGAACGUCAAGGACAAGUCAAAGAUUCUCAGCAGCAAGCGUGUUAACGAGGUAGAGAUGACAGACCGCGGAGUCAUUGUCAAAGCUCUUGAUGGCUCCACGUAUGAAGGUGAUAUCCUGAUUGGUGGUGACGGCAUUCACAGCACCGUUCGCAGCGAGAUGUGGCGAAUUGCCAAUUCGGAGCGUCCCGGAUGGAUCCCUAGCGACGAGAAACAGAGUGUUCCUUGUGACUUCGGGUGCGUCUUCGGCAUCUCCAAUCCUUGUCCAGGUGUUGAAUCAGGGGCAUUCAACUCAAUCUUCCGGAAGCACCAGUCAUACAUAGUUAUAGGUGGUCCAAAGGGCCGAGUCUAUUGGUUUUUCUUUUUUAAGCUGCCCACACGACUACAUGGGGACGACAUCCCCAAGUACUCCGAGCAAGACCAUGAUCAGGUGCUUAAGGAGGCAGAGAACAACAACAUAACAUCAAGCUUGAAAUUCAAAGACCUCCUCAACAAGAAGAUAUCCUCUGUCCUUGUUCCCUUGCAGGAAUAUGUAUUCCGCCAGUGGCAUUACAAGCGCAUCAUCACUAUCGGUGACUCCGCGCAUAAGAUGCACCCUAUUACUGGCCAUGGAGGCAAUGCCUGCAUCGAGUCAGCCGCCACCUUGGUCAACGGUCUUGUUGAGCUACUCGGCCGAGAUAGCAGAGACAACUCAAAGCCAUCUCUGGAUGAUAUCGACGCCCUCUUCGCAAAAACUCAGCAAGCCCGUCAAGCCAGGGCUACGCUUCUCAAACGCCACUCUCAUGAACAACAAAGACUCGAACUCCUCGACACCCCAUUACAUCAAUUGAUUGCUCACUAUGUGUUGCCAAUGAUGGAUAAGGAAGAUGUCACUUUUAAUUUCUCCCGCAACCUCCCGUUAGCAGAGAGGCUAGAUUUCCCCAAGCCCAAGCACCAAGCAAAGCUUGUUCCUUACAAGGACGAGCUUAUAAGUACACCCACUCCACGAGGCGUCAAGAAGUGGCUGUGGGUUAGCUUCUAUCUUGCUGUUGCUGCUCUGGUACACUACGGCAUGUGGAUUUGGUCGGCGCAUUAUGAGCUCGGUCCACAUCUUAUAUCUAUCAUCGAGUCAGGGAGCUUCGACGGACAUCCUCAGUUUGAACUACAGCGCAGAUUUACAGGCAUUGGCCCCAUUGAUGAAUACCUACAAUUCCUCACGGCAAUCUUCAUUCCAGGCAUCAAUAAGUGGGAUCUGAAUUACGGAACCCUAUCAAGGCUUGUUAUGUUCCUCACGGUCACUCAAUGUGCUGGCAUCGGCACCUGGAUGCCGAUAUACUACGCCUCCUAUACGCUUGUGUCUGAGCCUGAGACCUAUUGGUGGCCUCUCAAUCGAGUGGUGCCCAUUGAGUAUGCGGUAUCUGUGGUCUGGGCUCAACUUGGAUAUAUUGUGCCUACCAUUCUCAUGUUUUACCCCUGGAACAAUCCAACUUUGCAGCAAAGCUUCGAAGCCUUGUGGCAACCAUCCCCUUUCGUUGCUCCGCUCCUCUGCGCCGUCCUUGGAUACUUGUGUUCCAAAAUGGACAGCUCCAAGGUUGUGCCGCGCAAGUUAAACGACGCUUUCAAAGAUCUCCUUUAUUUGAAGUUCCUAUACGGUUCUAUGGCUUCCAUUGGAGUAUUUCAACAUGUCUAUUUCCUCGUCAAGAUCCGGUUCUCUACGGAGAUGACUCUGUCCUCAGUCUUCUGGCCCGACUUCUCACCGGAGCCCAAAGAACUAGGGGAGGGGUUACGUCAGCUCUUUCUCGCAGACUUCUGGGGUUUUCAAAUUGGCACAUACGGCUGGCUAUGCAUGGCUAUCUGGGAUAUCAAGAGAGUCGGAAGAACCAAUGUUCAUAUUGGCAAGGCUAUUGCGUUGAUUACUCUGGGAAGCCUCGCGAUCGGUCCCGGCGCUACACUGUGCCUUGUUUGGUACUGGAGAGAGUGUGCCAUGGCUAAAACCACAUUUGUCCUGGAUCGUAUCCCAUCUGGCCAUGGAAAAUAG
This is a messenger RNA of Clonostachys byssicola, 2379 nucleotides long. Lineage: Eukaryota; Fungi; Ascomycota; Sordariomycetes; Hypocreales; Bionectriaceae. The record is from the annotation of a GenBank genome assembly.